AUGUCAAAAGAUGCAGGCAAUCCAGUGCAAGCAGAAAUGCCGCGAGUGUCUCGACUGGUUGAGAAUCAGAAUGAUGAGCGUUUCAUCAACUAUGACUAUCGAGAGACCCCACCUAGGGAAGUGUUGUCAUGGUUGCAGCGUCGGACAAGAGUAUUGUGUAGCUAUUUAAUAGUAAAAAAAUGUCUUCCGGUGCUGUCUUGGUUACCAAGGUAUCAGUGCUCGUUUGCUACGUACGAUCUAAUAGCAGGAUUCACUGUUGCUCUCACUGCAAUCCCACAAAGCAUCGCAUACGGCAUACUUUCCAACCUAGGACCACAAUAUGGAUUAUACUCGAACAUAAUAGGUUGCCUUGUAUAUGCGGUGUUUGGCAGUGUAAAAGAUGUCACAAUAGCUCCAACAUCGCUUACUGCUAUAAUGGUACAGGAUGUAGUGAAGGAGCUGGAAUAUGGUACGGCCUUGCUAACGUUCUUAUCCGCUGUGGUAACUAUCUCCUUCGGGGUCUUAAAUCUUGGAGUACUCGUAAGAUUCAUUUCGAUACCUGUUGUGAUGGGCUUUACUUCGGCUGCCUGUUUGACGAUUGGAAGCGCUCAGGUACGCUCCCUGCUGGGGAUUAAAACGCAAGGAAAGCGAAGCGAUUUCGUCACAUCCUGGACAAAUGUGUUCACCCAUCUAGACGAGGUACGAAAGGCCGACUGUAUUCUCGGGUGCUGCUCGAUCUUGAUUCUUUGUUCUUUGCGGCUAACAAAAGACUUGGGCGAAGGCAGAUGGCGAACUUUUUUUAAAUAUUUGGGUUUGUUACGAAAUGCGCUGAUCGUUGUUCUGGGAGCCACACUUGCAUAUUUCCUUACUGCCGAUAUGGACAAUCCUACUUUCAACUUAACAGGAACAGUUCCGGCAGGAUUACCAGAUUUCCAAGUGCCUCCAUUCUCUUACACGAAUGAAAAUGGAACUUUUUACAGUUUCACAGAUAUGUUGGGCGUAAUGCGCACGUCCAUCAUUACGAUCCCUCUGGUUACCACCCUAGAAAUUGUGUCUGUUGGUAAAGCGUUUUCGAAGGGUAAAAUUAUAGAUGCCACACAGGAAAUGAUUGCGCUUGGUGUAGCGAAUCUGCUGGUCUCAUUUUGUUCUCCAUUACCCGUGGCUGGCUCGUUCACUCGUUCGGCACUGAACAAUAGCAGCGGCGUUCGAACAACGAUGAGCUGUGCGGUAACGGCAGUGAUGCUGACACUAUCAUUAGCACUACUCACCAAUGCAAUAUACUACAUUCCCAAGACGACGCUUGCGUCGGUAGUAAUAUCGGCUAUGCUGUUUAUGGUGGAUUAUGAAGAAAUCGGUAACAUAUGGCGUACGAAGAAACUAGACCUCAUUCCGUUUUUGGCUACGGCUUUGGCAUGCUUGUUCUACGAACUAGACUAUGGUAUUCUCGUUGGUAUCGGUAUAAACUGUGGCAUAUUGCUUUAUCUGAUGUCAACUCCCGGACUGUCGAGCGAAGAGAUCCAACUCGUUGGACAACGGAUACUGCUAAUCAAGAUUGAUCAAUCGCUUGCCUUUUCCUCCGCAGAACGUUUACGCGACUGGAUAAUUAAGCGUAUUGGACAGCGUGAUAACAUUGAUCUGGUAGUGAUUGAUGGGCAUAAUAUUCACUUUGCCGACACAACUGUAGCUAAAAGCUUUGUCGAUAUAGAGGAAGAUUUGAGGACGCGAAACAUUCAAUUGUUAUUGUGGCGUUUCCAGUGCAAUGUAGCACUCACUCUCCUGCGCAUGCGAAAGGAACUGUUCAUCACAAUGCUGCGUGCUGAUGUGCAACUACAGGAUGCUGUUGCACGAUGGAAACAUCUGCACCCACUUCCGUUGGCUUCUAUUAAUUAA
Messenger RNA from Anopheles marshallii, 1869 nucleotides. RefSeq names its product sodium-independent sulfate anion transporter-like. The record is from RefSeq and is a predicted model, not a curated record. The coding region runs from base 1 to 1869 and encodes 622 amino acids. Gene Ontology annotation, biological process: transmembrane transport. NCBI's taxonomy places the organism in Eukaryota, Metazoa, Arthropoda, Insecta, Diptera, Culicidae. The transcript has 3 exons. Gene Ontology annotation, cellular component: membrane. Gene Ontology annotation, molecular function: sulfate transmembrane transporter activity.